AGAGAUCGUGAAUCCAACCAACAAGACCUUUCUCUGACUCUCUCUUCUUCCUUCUUCUCCUCCAAUUUAGGAUGACGAUCCCUAAUUCCGAUUUCAUGAUUGAAAACGGAGUCUGUGAUUUUCCGACUACUCCUGAGGAUGAGAAACGUAUUGUAUCGGAGCUGAUUACCGAAUCGGAAGAUAGUUUGAAAGAAGGAAACUUGUAUUUUGUCAUCUCUAAAAGGUGGUAUGCAAGCUGGCAGAAAUAUGUUGAGCAAUCGACAGAUGAAUGUAUAAGUGAGGAGUCCUCGGAAGUUUCGAGACCUGGACCGAUUGAUAACCAUGAUAUUAUCGAAAGUGAAAGCGACGCUAAUGAUCCACAACUUCGUAGAUUGUUGGUGGAAGGGGUUGACUACGUUUUAGUUCCUCAAGAAGUUUGGAAAAGACUUGUUGAAUGGUAUAGCGGAGGUCCUCCGAUAGAAAGGAAGUUGAUCUGUCAAGGCUUUUAUAGUAGGAGUUAUAGUGUAGAGGUUUACCCACUCUGCCUUAUGUUGACAGACGGACGAGAUGAAAGUAGAACUACAAUACGGUUGGGAAAACAAACCUCUAUAAGGGAACUUUGUGAGAAGGUUUGCACUAUGACAGGGGUAGCGCAAGAAAAGGCUCACAUAUGGGAUUAUUUCCAUAAGAGGAAAAACGGACUCUUGGAUCCUUCAUCUAACAAGAGCCUGGAAGAGUCUAGCCUUCAGAUGGACCAAGAUAUUCUUCUUGAAGUUGAUGGGUCGUCUUCCUCUCAAUAUGCUAUGAGCUCGGCAGGAAAUGAGUUAGCUCUGGUACCUCUGGAACCUUCAAGGUCGCGUGUUACAAUUGCUGGGGGGCCUACCCUAUCAAAUGGUCAUUCCACUACGUCCAAGUUUAGCCUCUUUCCGAGAAUAACUUCUGAAGACGACGGCUGCAAUUCUUUGAGUAUUCUUGGAAAAGGAGAAAAGGGAGGAUUAGCAGGAUUGAGUAAUUUGGGAAAUACCUGCUUUAUGAAUAGCGCUCUUCAGUGUUUGGCCCACACACCUCCAAUUGUUGAAUACUUCUUGCAAGAUUACAGUGAUGACAUAAAUAGAGAUAAUCCUUUGGGAAUGUGUGGUGAGCUUGCUAUCGCAUUUGGUGAUUUGUUGAAGAAAUUAUGGUCAUCAAGGAACGCUGUUGCACCACGCUCUUUUAAGACAAAAUUGGCUAGAUUUGCUCCACAGUUUAGUGGUUACAAUCAGCAUGAUUCUCAAGAACUGCUUGCUUUCUUAUUGGAUGGGCUGCAUGAAGAUUUGAAUAAGGUCAAACGAAAACCUUACAUCGAACUUAAAGAUUCUGACAGUCGUCCGGAUGAUGAAGUUGCUGAAGAGCUUUGGAAUUAUCAUAAGGCCCGCAAUGAUUCUGUAAUAGUUAACGUCUGUCAAGGCCAAUACAAGUCAACUCUGGUUUGUCCAGUUUGUGGAAAAAUAUCAAUCACUUUUGAUCCCUUCAUGUACUUGUCUGUACCUUUGCCAUCAACACUUACGCGAUCCAUGACAAUUACGGUGUUUUAUUGCGAUGGAAGUCGUCUUCCGAUGCCGUAUACUGUAACAGUGCCUAAACAUGGAUCUUGUAGAGAUCUCAUUACCGCAUUAGGUACUGCUUGCUGUUUAGCCGAUGAUGAGAGCCUAUUACUUGCAGAGGUAUAUGAUCACAAGAUCUUUAGAUAUUUUGAGAAUCCCCUGGAUUCACUGAGUGCGAUAAAAGAUGAUGAGCAUAUUGUGGCAUAUCGGUUAAAUCAGAUGCCGAAAGGAUCUGGAAAAGCAAAACUCGAGAUUCUUCAUGGAGGGCUGGAAAGGGAUGUUCUGGAGAGUGUUAGAGGCAGAGACGUGAAGCAUUUUGGAACUCCUUUAGUGACUUAUGUCAACACAGACCCACUAAGUGGAACUGACAUUGAUGCAGUUAUCUCUGGAUUUCUGUCACCUCUGCACAGGGUCCAUGCCUCGUCUAAGAUUCAUAACGGAAGUGACAAUGGCCACCUUGCGGAUGCUACUGCUGAUGAAACAUCCGGAAGUUUAUCAUCCCCAGAUACCGAGAUAGACGAUGCAUCUGAUGGACAGUUAUCCUUCAGGAUAUUUUUGACAGAUGAACGUGGUUUGAACUUUAAACCACUUCAGUCUGAAUCUUCUGUGAGCCCGGGUACCAUUACAAGAGUUUUAGUCGAGUGGAAUGAGGGUGAGCAUGAAACAUAUGAUUCCAGCUACUUGAGUGAUCUUCCGGAGGUUCAUAAAACAAGUUUCUCUGCAAAAAAGACAAGGCAAGAAGCCAUAUCCCUGUUUUCGUGUUUGGAGGCCUUUUUAGCAGAAGAACCUCUGGGACCGGAUGAUAUGUGGUUUUGUCCGAGCUGCAAAGAACACAGACAAGCGAACAAAAAGCUAGACCUGUGGAAGUUGCCCGAUAUCCUUGUGUUCCAUUUAAAACGGUUCACGUAUAGCAGAUAUCUCAAGAACAAGAUCGAUACGUUUGUGAAUUUCCCAAUUCAGGAUCUAGACUUGAGCAAGUACGUGAAAAACAAGAAUGGCCAGUCAUAUCUAUAUGAACUAUAUGCCGUUAGUAAUCAUUACGGUGGACUUGGUGGUGGUCACUACACUGCCUACGCUAAGUUGAUUGAUGACAACAAAUGGUAUCAUUUCGAUGAUAGUCACGUUUCAUCAGUAAAUGAAUCUGAAAUCAAAAACUCAGCUGCAUAUGUACUGUUCUACCGAAGAGUGGGAAGUGAAACAGAGACACAAACAGCCGAGAUGUCGAGGAGUGAUAUGGAUUAGUCAUGCCUUAACUCUCAUAAUUGGCAAAAUAAACACGAAGUUACUAUCUCUCACUCACUCUCAUCUCAGGUGAUGAUGACACCUCUAUUAUUUCUUGAUUUAAAUCUGGUGGUUUGGUUGAAGGGUUCUGCUUCAGGUUCUAUGAUGUUGUUAUGGCAUUGGGAUUUUAGGUACGGAAAAUUGUUUGAUUAGCGAAAUUUCUAGGUGAGGGGGUAAAUUUUUGGGUAGUAAAUCAAGUGAUGAACA
This is a messenger RNA of Arabidopsis arenosa, 3050 nucleotides long. The record is from the annotation of a GenBank genome assembly. Lineage: Eukaryota; Viridiplantae; Streptophyta; Magnoliopsida; Brassicales; Brassicaceae.